This is a messenger RNA of Physcomitrium patens, 1619 nucleotides long. Its product is annotated as rhomboid-like protein 18. Gene Ontology annotation, cellular component: membrane. The record is from RefSeq and is a predicted model, not a curated record. Lineage: Eukaryota; Viridiplantae; Streptophyta; Bryopsida; Funariales; Funariaceae. Gene Ontology annotation, molecular function: serine-type endopeptidase activity; protein binding.
AGUACUCUCUCGCUCGGUCCUUUGUUGGCUUUCAUGCGGUGCGUGCUUCAAUCAACAACUAGUAUUUCACAAUUGCCCUGUCCUAUUUGACAGGAUUUUACUCCAUUCAAGUGCUUGUGCGUGCGGAUGCGAGAGGGAGAUCUUGACUUCCUCGGCUGCAGGGUUGAUCGUCAGUAGCUACACUCUGAAAAGUUGUGAUAAAUUGGCGAGUGCGCAAUUUUUGACAAGGUAGAUUUGUUGUUUGGGCGCGUGGUAGGGCUGAUUGCGCGCGGAAGUUUAGGUUUCAGUAGGUGUAAAUGUUGUAAGGAGUGAGGGGAAGAGGGGAAUGAUGAACAGAAGUGUUACAGGAAUCUGCACUGAUGUGGGGUUGGAAUGCUGAAACCCUAGUUUGAGGAAGACCGUGUGAGGUGCGAGGAUUUUAGGUUCGAGGAGCCGAGGUCGCUGCACAGAGGAAUAUCGCUAUCGUGUGCUAGCUGUAGCAGCGGCGUUGCGAGCUUCUGUAGGGGUUCCAGGACCCGUACACGAUGAACGCGGGACCUUCAGGAUUCCACAAUGCCCCUGUGACCAAGGCAAUAGUGAUGGCGUGUGGUCUGGCUUCGGUGCUGGUAGGCACUCAGGGCGGUGCGAGGGCUUUGAGCCUUUCUUACCAGAAAAUUGUACAAAAACUUCAGCUUUGGCGCUUGCUCUCGUCCCCAUGUGUGUUUUCAUCAACAUCGGAGCUCUUGUUUGGACUUUACCUAAUUUAUUUUUUCAGAGUAUUUGAAAGGCAAAUUGGGUCGAAUAAAUACUUGUUUUUUGUGUUAUUUUCAACAAUAAUCUCGACAACCCUUGAAGUGAUCGCACUGGCUGCCUUACAAGACCCAACAUCUUUGACAGGAAUCUCUUUGACACCUGGGCCUUAUGGCUUAAUGUUUGCAUUAUUUGUCCCUUUCUUCUUCGACAUCCCAAUUUCCACCCGCUUCAAAGUUUUUGGAGCACGCUUCUCGGACAAGUCCUUCGUUUAUUUGGCAGGCUUGCAGCUCUUAUUGUCAUCAUGGAAGCAGUCCCUUAUUCCCGGAGUUUGUGGACUUGUAGCAGGGUUUCUUUACAAGUCCAACGUUUUAGGAAUCAAGAAAGUCAAGUUUCCAGAAGGGUUGGCAGCAGCAGCUGCAAGGCUGUUCGCGCCACUUCUUUCGUCAAACUCUGCACCACCAACAGCUAGGGGAGGAAGAGCUUCGGGUCAAAAUGGUCAUGCAUUCCAGCAUCGUUUUGCUGCUAGUGCACCGCCACUAACUGCACCACCAGAAGAGCAUAUUGCAACUUUAGUAGCGAUGGGAUUUGAUCGAAGCGAUGCCAUGCAAGCUUUGGCGGUUGCUCGGAAUGAUAUCACAGUGGCUACAAAUUUGUUAUUGGAAUCUCAUUGAUAUCACUUAGAUCUGCUAUAGUAAAAGAAGUACAGCAAUUUCUGACAGGGUGUAUAAUUGAUUGGAAAAGAGGGUACUUGUAGGUAGUGGCUGCAAUGUUUGCAUGCAGUGAUGUUAUCACUCAAGACUUGGCAUAUCAGCAUUCCUUCAUUCGAAGAUAUUGUAAAAUUUACGUGAAUGAAUUUGGUGAGUUUACUGUUAUGGAAUUUAUCUGAA